AUGGCCUCCCACGACUACUACAGCGAGGACCACCUCAACAAGCCUCUGCCCCCACCGCUGACUUCCUCGCCGGCCCCGAUGGAUGGUCCCCAUCGCCAGGACACGGUCGGCUCCUACGCCAGCUCGCACUACUCACAGCGAGGCAACACCCUUCCCGCCCACCAAGCAUACCCUGCGAGAUCCGACACCUACGCCUCAGCUGUCCCAUCGCUCCCCUCCAUCCCACCACAGCACAGGCAAGACACAUACAGCUCGUCGGUCUACACUGCGCCAACAGCUUACGGGGCACCCACUCCCGCGCCGGCACCCUCUCUGUACUCGAACGCCCCGUCCUACUCGAAUCCCCCUUCAUACACGACCCAGCAGCACCUGGGCACCCAGCCACCAGGACAGGAACCUUCGCCAGUCUCGACUAAAUCCGUUUCGCCCUUCGAUACCGUUUUCGACGACCAUGCCUACCCAGCGAGCUCGUAUCAGUCUGCAGGGUCGAGUCGCCAGCACCUGACGGGCCAGGAUACAUCAUACCAUGGCGGAAAUGGCUCGCCAUCCGACGACCGAGGACAUCCGCAAGACGCCAUUCCUCUGCAGGACCGUGGAGCCAAAGAUCCGAAUGACGAUCUCGACCACGUCUACGAGGCGCCGCAGCGGAGACGGAAGGAGAGGAAGCAAGGCGUGCGGUUUGGCGAGCUGGGCAUGUUCGGCGCAUACGGCAACCGCAUUCCUUGGGUCGUCUACAUCUUCACCGUGGUGCAGGUAGGCGUCUUCAUCGGCGAAGUUGCGAAGAAUGUCAUCGAGACCGGUUCUCCGAUCAUGAUAAAACCCUCCUUCAACCCAAUGAUCGGCCCGUCGACGUAUGUUAUGAUCAACUUCGGCGCCAGGUUUACGCCUUGCAUGCACAACGUGGACGGCAUCACGAACGCCCACGAGAACAUAAGCUGGCCCUGUCCCAGCACCACCUCAUCCGACACUGCUACAUAUACCUGUACUUUGUCCGACCUGUGUGGAUUCGGGGGCAUUCCUGAGCCCAAAUACAGCGCCGACGCAAGCAUGAGCGACAAACCGGAACCUAACCAGUGGUGGCGCUUCAUCGUGCCCAUGUUCAUGCACGCCGGACUCAUCCAUAUCGCCUUUAACCUGCUGCUCCAGCUAACCAUGGGCAAGGAGAUGGAGAGGUCUAUCGGGUCACUCCGGUUCUUCUUGGUCUACGUGUGCUCUGGAAUAUUCGGUUUCGUUUUGGGCGGCAACUACGCAGGUGCCGGGUUGGCUUCUACCGGCGCAUCCGGCUCACUUUUCGGCGUCAUCGCUCUGACACUGCUCGACCUCUUCUAUUCCUGGUCGGACCGUAUCACGCCUGUGCGGGAUUUGAUGUUCAUAAUGUUGGACAUCAUCAUCUCAUUCGUCCUCGGUCUCCUACCAGGUGUUGACAACUUCUCCCACAUCGGUGGCUUGUUGAUGGGUCUCGCUCUGGGCCUCUCAGUGCUGCACUCCCCGAACGCGUUGCGUCGCAGGAUAGGCGAUGACUCGCCCUACUCGACAGUCAACUCAGGCUAUACAGGGGACAAGCCACCAGGGUUCCUAAAGAACCCGGUUGGCUUCUUUAAGGGCCGAAAGCCAUUCUGGUGGGCCUGGUGGCUGGUCCGUGCUGGUGCGUUGCUGCUGGUAUUUGUUGUGUUCAUUGUGCUGCUGCAGAACUUCUACGUCUAUCGUAAGACCUGCAGUUGGUGCAAGUAUCUGAGUUGCUUGCCUGUCAGCAACUGGUGCAACAGCGGGCUUACGUUCACAUAA
This is a messenger RNA of Diaporthe citri, 1785 nucleotides long. RefSeq lists its product as uncharacterized. Gene Ontology annotation, molecular function: serine-type endopeptidase activity. Lineage: Eukaryota; Fungi; Ascomycota; Sordariomycetes; Diaporthales; Diaporthaceae. The coding region runs from base 1 to 1785 and encodes 594 amino acids. Gene Ontology annotation, biological process: proteolysis. Gene Ontology annotation, cellular component: membrane. The transcript is spliced from 3 exons. The record is from RefSeq and is a predicted model, not a curated record.